This is a messenger RNA of Stylonychia lemnae, 3072 nucleotides long. NCBI's taxonomy places the organism in Eukaryota, Ciliophora, Spirotrichea, Sporadotrichida, Oxytrichidae. The record is from the annotation of a GenBank genome assembly.
AUGCCUACAUCAUGCUAAUCAAAGGAUAGUCUUCUUGGAUAAUCUGAUAGGGCAAGAUUUUCUAGUGCCCUUUAAAGUUUAGCCUAUAUAUUUGAUACUGGAAAGUGCUUACCUUAAUAUAAAGAGAGAUUAGCCGAAAAUUUCGAUUUUUCAUCUUUUUAAAGCCAUGAUUCCUAUAUAUCAAGGCCAGAAUAGGUUAUAAUGAAGCUGAAAUUGAUGAAAAUGGAAUAUAGGUAGGGACGAGUCAGAGAAUAAGAGGAAAAUUAAAGAAAAUCGAAGAUGAUGAGAUUUGAGGCAAGUACACUCGAAAAUGCACAAGUAGAUUUUACCCUAAUCAAAAGUACAAAAAAAUACGACUUAAACAUAAAGCCAAAGAGCUUAAGAAUCUUCAUUUUCCCCCAUUAGGAGCAGUCCAGAGGCGCAGAGAAAGCGUACGGGAAAAAUAAGAAAAGAAAUAAAAAGCGCAAAUCUAAGCUCUCAAAGUCAAUCGCCACAAAGGGUUUUAAAAAGCCAAAGCUAGCCAACUUAAAGAAGAAUAAACUUGGAAAACGCAAGUUAGAUAUUAAAAAGAAAAUCUAAAAUGGAUUUGAUUUCAUUAGCCAGCCUCUGAAAGCUUUGGGCCUUCCACCAAAACAAGGUAGGCCGGCGAAAGAUGCCACGAGAUUAGGGUUUGGUGGAUUAGGUCAGGAUCUGAGGAACCCUCGAAGUUCAGGACUUGGUGAGUUAGUAAACAAGCGAGCUCUUACUUCCCUGAUUCAAGGUCAUGAUGCUUAUUACGGUUAGCAAAUUUCACCAUUUGCAACUUAGACACUGAGCUCGCUUCAGAGAUAAGAUAAGCCGCAAAUCCAGAGCUUCUAGCUUAAACGUUCAGAUAAGUUUGAAAGAGAAAAAUAACUACUCCUAAUUCUCGAUGAUAUGCUUGAGUAAAUUAAACAUUUCUCACUGGAAGAUAAGAUAGUAGACUUCAUCAAGAUCUCAGAAAACCUUUAGCACUACAACCUGUCGCCCAAGAUCUGCAUUAGAUGGUGGGAUAACCUAAAAAAGAAGCUUAAGGAUCUAUACAAGAGGGAAAAUGAGUUUUAGGCUCUUUGUAGGAAUGAAGUGAAUGUUGAUUUUUGGACAGAAACAAUUCACAUGUUCAAAUUAAGAAUUAAAGCCUAUGAAAAUACAAUCAAUAAGAAUAUUUAAGAUCCUAACCCAGAGGAAUAGAGUUCUCUAUAGGAGAUAUCCUAGAGUAAAAUGAAUGAGAUGACUUUAUUUAAGAAAGAGGAGGAUAGAUUUGAAGACAUGAUUUAGAGUUAUUUCCAACUUUUCGAUCAACCAAACAAAUUUGUUCAAGUAAUGGAGGAUCUCCAAUUAAAGGUCAAUGAUUCUAGCGAUAUUGUUUAGUAAAUAGACAAAAAUAAUAAAUAAGAAGAAAAGAUUACUUAGAUAGAUAACAUUCUAAGUGAGCUAUUGGCAGAAAUUCAGGACAUUGAACUUGAAAGAGAAGACCAAGUUCAAAGCUUUAAAUCAAUAACUAACUAAAACUAACAAGUUAAUUAAGAAAAUAACCAAUCACUAAAUGUGGAAACACUACCAUGGACAAACCAAGAGAUAUCUAGCCUUAUAAGAGGAGUCUUUAGAUUUGGUGAGAAUGAAUGGAGUGAACUACUUGAGGAUAUAGAUGUGCAUUAGACAAGAACAGCCAACCAAAUUGCUUUGAAGUGGCGCUAAAUAAAAUAAAUAAUGAGAAAAGAUAUUAAGAGAGUAUUAUAAGAAACCAAAUUUGAUAAGAUUAUAACUAAGCAUGAAUGGAUGAUAGCAGCUCUUGAGUUACUCGAGCAAGAUCAGCCUAAUCUUAGAGAUGAGUCCCCUUCUCAACUCUAUGAAGUCUUAUUUAUUGAUCCCAGCAAACUUACUCCUUAUUAAUAUUCACAACUUGAACAGUAAAGAUAGCAAUAAAAAAACUAGGAUCAAAGCUCCAACAUAAAAAAGCUGAAGUUUAAACAAUUCGGUAGUAAUAUUGACUUAAUAAAAAAUGCUCUAUAGAGUGUUGCGGGUGAUAUGUCAAUGGAAGAGAAUAAAGAAUUCUCAAAGCUUCACUAAGACUAAUAAAUAACUCAAGGAGUUAUUGAUCUCAAAGAAUUCGCCCCACAUCUAUUAGAUUCUAACACUAACCUAAAAAGAUCUUAUUCCUUAAACUCAGCCAUGCCUGGAGGAGUAGGAGUAGGGUAAAAUUAGUAAACUACUACUGGGGGAUCCGCCAAAGAUUAAGAAUUUGUAAAAAUUAUUUAGCAAUUAUAUUAACAAUAGACCUCUGAUUCUAUGAAGUUUUUGAAUCCCGGAUUCACUAAUUAGAUUCAAGGUCACAGAAUGUACUCCAACUUUGCCUUUGGUGAUAAUAACCUUCUAAUGCAGCCUCCUUAAAACCAAAUAAUACCAAAAUAAUUCCCGGAAAAUAUCAAUGAUAAGGCGAAAAGCUACAAUCAAUUACUCAACAAUCGCAGAGAUUAAACUUCUACUUCUAUUUAAUAAACUUCAUCCCUUCCAAAUGGUGUACUUGAGUUCUAAGCACCUUAGAAAAAGAUAAAUGAUGAUUCACUUAAUCUUAAGAAGCUACUCCUACAAAAUAAUCUACAAAGAUAAUAGCAGAUCUAGCAUUAGCAAAGAAACAUGCCAGCUCCUAUCGAAAGCCAUGUGAAUAAUGUGAAUCCUGAGCCACCUGUAAUAAAGCCAAAUACUCUAAAAUAUGUCGCACCUCCUCAUAUUUAAAAGGAGAGUGGUGGAAUGAACGGCCAUGCAAGCCCGAAAUUUGACAAGGCCAGUUCAAUUGGUCAAGGUGGCACAGUUUUCAGCAAGCCUCAGCUAACUCAUUCAAAGUCUUUUGGGUAGGGAAAUACGAUAAUAAAUAACUACUUUAUACAAAAUAACAUCUAAGUUAGUAAUUAUUAGAGCUUCUACCAUAGUGGAAACCCCCUAAUUGGAAAUAUCUAAUAAAAUUUGAACGGAAUAAACAGCUAGAACAUCAAAGGGAAGGACUAAGUUCAUAAAUAAUCGAAUCAAGGUCACUAGAAUGAUAAAAAUAAAUGA